AAACAUUGUUACAAUGUCAACCACUAUGUUACAGCCUUCAGAGGCGUCUACAGUCAUCACUGUGCGAGCUGAAAAUAUUUCCCGAACACCAUCACAAGCUGAACAACAAUCUUCAAAAUACAAGAUCUUAUUCGAAAAGGCCAAGGUGCUCUAUUUCCGUUAUUGGUUUCUUCUGGGACUUGCAAUUGCAAUUGGCCUUGCUUGGGCAUUUCCACAGGUCGGAAAAUCCCAUGGCUCAAUACAAGCUCAAUAUACAGUCAAGUGGGGGGCUGUCAUCUUGAUUUUUUUGUUAUCUGGCUUGGGACUUGAAGUAAAGGUCAUGGUGCGAACAAUUUUGAGGUGGCGACUUCAUUUGCUUGUGCAAGCAAUCAGUUUUCUACUCAUGCCAUUUGUACUUUACGGCAUCGUACGUUUUCUAAGCGCGGUAAAUGCAGAUAUAGAUCCUGUUGUCUAUCAGGGUCUUAUUAUUGCCCUGUCUACCAGCACCACGGUUUCGUCCAAUGCUGUCAUGACUAGGAAUGCAGACGGAAAUGAUAGUGCAGCUUUACUUAAUGCGGCACUAGGAAACACACUCGGUAUCUUUAUCUCCCCAGCACUCAUGACCGUAUUUGGAAACGAUAAGCUCUUGUUCCCCCCAGGAUCAGCACAAGGAGUACCUGAUUAUCUAAAUGUACUCAAGAACCUUGGCCUAACUGUCUUACUCCCUUUGGUUGUCGGGCAGAUUAUAAGAUAUAUCUUCCCUGUCCAGAUAAAGUACCUUGCAGUCAAACUAAAAUUCUCUAUAAUCAACAGUCUCGCUUUGCUUUGUAUGGUGUGGUCUGUAUUUUGUGACGGUGUAGCAACCCACGCGUUUAGUAAAAUGAGCGCCUCAGAUACCGUAGCCAUGAUUGGAGUCGAUAUAUUUAUGUAUCUGUUUGGUUGUACUGCCUGCAUUGUUGUUGGACGUCUUCCAUGGCCCCAUAAACUUAUGCAGGAGCCAGCAUGGUUAGAUAGAUGGAGAUUUUCACGGAAAGACACAGUAGCUAUUAUGUACUGCGGGGCCACAAAAACAGUAUCCAUGGGAAUCCCUUUGAUCAACGUACUCUAUGCUGACAGUAGCGUUGGUGUAGUCGGUGUGCUUUCUCUUCCUCUAUUGAUGUAUCAUAUUUGCCAGUUGUUCAUCGGCAAUUUCCAAGUACCUCUUUUGAAGCGAUGGGUGCACAAGGACAAGGAUGAACAGGACACGUCAGAAUCAAUUCCCUUGGAGUCUACUUUGCCACAGUUUACUACAAGACGGAGAGCAAAUGAACAGUUGACUGAAAGUACCGAGACAAAAUAACUCUUUUAAAAAAAAACUUAUGAUUUUAAUCCAUUAUUAUAAAUAUAUACAAUAUCAUCUUUUCA
Molecule: messenger RNA, 1383 nt
Organism: Phycomyces blakesleeanus NRRL 1555(-)
Lineage: Eukaryota; Fungi; Mucoromycota; Mucoromycetes; Mucorales; Phycomycetaceae
Exons: 4
Coding region: 14-1318 (434 amino acids)
Cellular component (GO): plasma membrane
Source: RefSeq, a predicted model, not a curated record